GUUUUGGACCCAGAGACAUUAAUAAUGAUUUUUUGACCGUCAAUAAUUCUGAAAUGAACCAAAGUGUUUCAAAAUAGCUUGAAUGAGGAAAGCUCUGACCAAUCAGGCCAAUGAUCACCCAAAAAUAGUAAGAAAAUUAAAUUUGAAAUCCCUGGAACUAGUCUCAAAAGAAGCAGCUUGACUAAAGAAGAUACUAGGGUGGCAAGAAUGCGAAAUUUCUAUUCCAGAGCUAAAGCUAAAACAAAAGGGGUGAAGAAACCAUCAAGGCAGAAGAGGUGCCGGCUGCAGACUUUGAAAAGAAGUGCUACUAAUGUGAGAAAGAAAUCCUGUCUUAGGAAAAAGAAGGUUGCUAAGUCCUUGAUCGAGGAACUUGAAGACUUUACGCCAGUUCCUUGUGAGAAGAUUGAGUCUAAGAUUGAUUACUACUUCUCUCCAUAUAAUAAAGAAGGAAAUGAAAAUGCUCAUAAGCUCCAUUAUAACUAAGCAUAUGGAAUUUGAGUCUGACAAACCAAUAUCCUCCCUCCUUGCAGAAGGGAAAGAUUCAGGUGGAUGGAAGAAGCUCAUGAACUUUAUAACUAAAGAGGACCAAGUUAUAUUCAGGCGAUCACUUAAAAAGAUCAAUAACCAGUUAUAUUCCAGAUUAAGAAAAAUUAUUUCGAAAAAUCCAAGGAACAAGUAUUUUCAGCUUCAGAGAUCGAUAGGAGUAGCUGAUCCUAUUUUUAGUGACUCGUCAGAGAGUAAUAGUCCUGUUAAGAAUGCAUUUAUUAACCAUAAUCGGAUCAGCUUGAACUUCAGCUCAAUGCCAAGGUGAAGCAAAGCUUAUGGAAGCUUCAUAAGUCACAAACCCUCAGACAAUCAGAUUGAUAAAGUCUUAAUGAACAUUCAACAUGAAGAGAUGAGCACUCUUAUCGGCAAAGCUAACCAAGAUCUAGCUGAAAAGGAUAACAAGAAGAAGGAAGAAACUUUUAGUAUUAAUUUCGAUGAGCAAAUGGCCAUAAUAAAGGAAAGAAGUCCUCGGAAGCAUUCUUCCUUUAAGCAUAGAAAGAAAGCUCAGCUACUAUCUAAAAAGAAUAAGGAUGAUAUAGCUGCUUAUUGAUAUCUCAAAAAGUCUUCGUUAAGGAGAAAUAUCAAAUUGUUUGAGCCAGUAGAAAUUAAUAGGUCUAUUGUAAAUUUGGAUACGACCAAGUGCAUGAAUGAACAUGAAUCUUCUUUAAAAAGACCCAUUUCUAAAGUUCAAACUUUAAAAACAAUGCACUCUAGCUGUAACAUUAGCGUUGAUGACUCUACUAAGCAGCAAUCCUUCUACAAACAGUCGCAGUUAAUCCCAGAUUCAGAGAAACUAGUGGUCAAUGGAAGGUAUAUCAAGGCGAUGCAGAAACAGUGUCAAAAGGUGCUUCACACCGCUACGAAAUCUUUUAAAUUACCGAAGAAAGCUAGAGGUUUACAAGUUAUUAAAAAAAGGAGGAUUAAGAGAAAGAUGUUCCUGGCCAAGACAUACCAAGAUCUCUAACCACAUUAAUUGGUAUCCAACCGAUUUGACCACAUUUAUCUAGUACCGGGCACUAAUUAUGAUAAUCUUGCAAUAUUUUUAGAAGUAGAGUUUGAAAAUAAUAUACUUAAUGCUUCUAGCACCUUAGAUGUCGUCUUAAGGAGCCUGAUACUUCACCGAUGUGGACAGUGGUUAAAUCCAGCUAAGAUUAAAGCCUUCUAGUUUGAUUUCUUUGGUUUUAUAAAUAGUUCG
Moneuplotes crassus is the source of this 1741-nucleotide messenger RNA. The record is from the annotation of a GenBank genome assembly. NCBI's taxonomy places the organism in Eukaryota, Ciliophora, Spirotrichea, Euplotida, Euplotidae.